UCCUUUCCCUUUCCGCUGUCUCCGCCUCCGGAAGCUCGAGCCAGACUGCUGGGAGCCGCGAGCGGAGGUUGCGUGCGCGCGCUAGCGUGUGCGCGCGAGCCUGCAACGCCUCGGGCGGCGCGCCAGGCGGUCGCAGCGGCCCCGGCACCCAGAUAUAUUUUUGCCAUCAUGGAUCGUUUUGGAGAUGUAUCAGAAGGUGAAGUGGACCAUUCUUUCUUUGACAGUGACUUUGAAGAAGAAAAGAAAUGUGAAAGUAACUCAGUUUUUGACAAACAAAAUGAUGACCCUAAAAGGAGAAUAGACGAAGAUACAGAAAAUGUAAACUUGAAAUUUGGAAUACAAAGAAAGGAAAAUGAAAUAAAAAAGAAAAUUCUUCCAGAAGAACACCCCGUAGAAAAUGAUAAUAUGCGAACCAGAAAUUCUUUAUCAUUGUCCACUUCAAGAUCAAAAAAAUUGUGGGAUGCUACAACAGGGCAUAAAAUACACUUACCCACUCCAAGUAGAAUUCCCAAAAUUGUGAAAGAAGGUGACAAUGAUUAUUAUACAGAUGGAGAGGAGAGCAGUGAUGAUGGGAAAAUGCAGCAUGUCAGGUCCAAGUCAGCUAAACCACCUAAUAACCUUAAAAAAAACAUAAGUAAAAAGUAUUCCAAAAGUAAUUCUUCUUCCUCCUCUUCCUCUUUGUCUUCCUCAUCUUCAAGUUCAGGUACAGAUUGUUCAGAUGCAGGGUCUGAUAACUGUAUUUCUGAUACAUCUCCAUCAUUAAAGAAACGUCUGUCUGGUGUAACCCACUUGUCACCAAAACAGAAAUAUAAAUCAGGAGUAAAAUCAACAGGAACACGACCUUCAAGUACUAAACCAAAAGUCAAUGACUACACUGAGGAAUCUGAAGAUACUGUGACAGAUGUCACUCCUCUCUCAACUCCAGACAUCAGCCCUAUUCAGUCUUUUGAACUGGGAGCAUCAAAUGAUCAAAAAGUAAAAGUUAAAAGGCAAGAAAACGUGAGUCAAGAAGUAUAUGGAAAUGUUGAGGAUUUAAAAAAUAAUUCAAAAUGUUUGAAAUCAACCAAAAAGGGAAAAGAAAAAACUGGGCCUGAUCUCACUCCAGAAUCUUCAGUGUUAGAUUCCAACGUAGACCAUAGAUAUAAACAAAAAGUCUUACAUGACACAAUGGACCUCAAUCAUCUUUUGAAAGCUUUUCUGCAAUUAGAUAAAAAAGGACCGCAAAGACACCACUUUGAUCAGCCUUCAGUAGCACCAAGGAAAAACUACUCUUUCACAAGAGAGGAGGUGAGACAGAUUGAUAGGGAAAAUCAGAGGCUUUUGAAAGAACUCUCAAGACAGGCUGAAAAAUCAGGAAGCAGAAGUACGAUUUCUAGAAGAUCAAUUGUUCAUCCCCCUAAGUUAUAUCACAGUGCCCUCAACAGGCAGAGGGAACAACAAAGGAUUGAAAGAGAAAAUUUGGCUUUAUUGAAAAGACUUGAAUCUGUGAAACCAACCGUUGGUAUGAAACGCUCUGAACAACUGAUGGACUAUCAUCGCAAUAUGGGUUAUCUCAGCUCAUCACCAUCCACCAGACGAGUGAGAUCAACUCUUGGCCAGUAUAGCCCGUUAAGAGGAGCUUCUAGAACAUCCAGUGCUACCAGUGGUCUCAGUUGUAAGAGUGAGCGACCAGUUUUUGACACAUCCAGUGGCCUGUUGCUAAGACCUAAGCCCCCUAAUGUUCGUACAGCUUGGUUAUAAAAACUCUUUUUACUUUAAACAUUGUUCAUCCAGUUCUUACUGAAGUGCUCUUGUAUAUUAUUAUAAUUCUCUGUGUAAACGUCUGUAAUUUAAAAUUUACAACAAUGAAUUGUAAUUUUAUUGUAAUUCAAUGCAAAAUUGUUUAAAAAAAAACCAGUUUAAUGUAAAAUCAGUGUUUCCUAUGAGGAUGUAUUUCUAUGAGAGGUAUAUGUAUUUGAUAGAAAAAUGGUAGUAUGCAUGUAUAUUUUCUCAACAUAGAAAAUGAUUCAGCUCUUACACUGACAAAACAGUUGUGAUAAUAUCACACUGUAUGUCGGACCCAAGAUGUUAACUACAUUGUUCUUGUUUUAUGUUUUUUUUUUUAAUUUUUUAUAAGUUUUAAACCAUGAUCGUAGCUCCUAAAUAUAACUUUGUUUUCUCUUUGCUCCCGAAUUCAGGUGGUAUAACUCUUAAUUUGAUUGUAAGACUUGAUUGUAUACUCACUGUGAAACGAAACUUGAAAUUUGUUUCCAUUGGUGGAGCUGAUUUAGAUUUGGUGAGCAGACUGAGAGAAGCUUGUACUAGGGCAGCCCUUGUGAUUCACCAAAGGCAUCUACUACCUCCAUAUGAGUACGUGUGCUGAGUUAGAUCUUAAAAAUCUGAUCAACCAUUCCAAACCGUUUCAAACUGUGAGUAUUAGAAAGUUCAUCUUGGAAGGAAGCUCCUCCUCUUCCAUGUUCUUACACAUUCAGGUAAAGUACCACUAACGAUUCUGAGAAAUGAGGUAGACUUUAGAGUCACAGUCCGCUACGUUGUGAAUAGGUUGUCCAAGGACCAGAUCACCGCAAGCAAAAGCAACUAUUUGUCGAGCACAAUAGCACCACCAGUUUGAAAAGGCAAGAAGCAGAUCCUGAGUUGUGUCAGAACAGUGUUUUAAGUGAUACUGUUAACAAGUUGUGUUACGUUUCAGUGUUUACUGUAUUCAGAGAGGAGAUAAAUAAGAAAUGUGUGGUCUUAAAGCUUUGGAAAUUCCAGCUACUAUUUUUAGGGACUGAGAAAGAAAAUUAAAAUAUGAAUGGUAGAGGAGAAAUAGCACACAUUUUGUUGAGGCUACUUUAAAUGAUGUCAGCUAAUUUUCUUGUUUGGUUGGGGCUUUUGAGUUGAAUUCUGGCAGAACCAUUUUUGCCAGUCCCACUUUGCAAAUCCUAGUAAUCUUAAUGGAAUUAGUAAGGGCAAAUAGGGUGUCAUAUAGUUGACAAAUCAGAAUAUUUCUCUGUCCAUCUGUGGGCUCUCAUUUCAUAUAGCCGAGUACAUCUCGGUCAUGGCCGCUUCUUCUGUCUUGGUCAUCGCGGAUGCAUUAUCACUGUUUCUUUACUGGCCUGUUCAGUAUGCCUUUAGGAUGUACUGGGAAGUUUCCAUAUUAAAUGCCAAAUCUUUCUUUUUUUAAUGUGAAUUCUUGCUCUGUAGCCGCGAUAAUAUUUGUUGUUUGUUUUUUCAAGUUAACUCAAGCUUUUGUAGCAUGUGGACUGAACUUACUUUUCUAACCACCUUGGGCAGUAAGCCAAACAUCAUGUUGCUAAAUAUCUAUUCAGAAUUUCUUGGUCUUAAGUUGCAAUUGAUAGAUUUUGUCAGAAGAUAGGGCCUGUGAAGUGUGGCAACAGUGGUGUUGAAAAAAAUUCAUGUGAACACAACCUGACAGAUUUUUCUGCUUCUUUCUUUGGGCUGUAAUGUUCAUUCAUUGUUAUUUGAAGCUCUCUUCUGGUGCCCACGUUUUUACAUCAUUUAGCACUCUGCUUUAUUUAUUAACUUUAGCUCUGCUAAACCAGGGGUGUUUUGUUUUCUUUUGUGUUUAGCUUACUGCACUUUUAAUGUUUGUAUAACAACUUAUCUUUAAGAAGAGAUAAGGUAAUGCUGAAUUUGGACACCCGCCUGAUAUGGUAAGCCAGUUUUUAGAAAUUGAUUUUUAAGUUGUUAGGGAAAAUCUAUGUAUAUAUAUCUAUAUCUAGAUAUAGAGAUAGAUAGAUAGAUAGAUAUAGAUAUAUAAAAAUAUAAACCUUUUAUGUUCAUGACAUUAGUCUCCGAAUAUAUUUUACAUGGCCUUUGCUGUCAUAGGUCAGGAUUACAACACAUAGUUUUUAUAGAUCAAGCUAUACCUGGAUUUUAGAUACUAAUUUCAUGCCUUCAGUUUUUACUGCUUUGACGGCGGGUUCAUCAAAGUGUUGCUGAUAGCUGGGAUCCAACUUGGAGUAAAAGUUGGGAAUUCCGAGCAGCAAUGUUCAUCCUUUCAAAGCAGAAUUCACAGGUCUGUCGUCAUGAGUAGUUACAUACGAUAAGUAAAAAUAGAAGGAUAGGAGUGGAAGAAUAUACUAUUUUCUGAUAUAAGCCAAGCUACUUUGAAGGUUUAAGGGACACUUUUAUGAAGGAAUCGUAAGUAUACUAUUUUUAUUUUCAAGAACUUCUAAAAGGUGAAGGAUCACCUAGCACCACUACAUAUUAGGUUCACUUGGUCCUAAUAUAUAUACUUUGGAAAUUUACAUCUGCAACUGGAAGUUAUAAUCCAGAAUCUAAAAUUAUCAGGCAAGAUUCUUAUUGAGAGUUAUUUUCAUAUCUGUCAAAUGUUCAACUAAUGUUGCCUCCAUUUUAACAAGAUUUUAUGAGAGAUUUUGAACUAUUGAGAUUAUUUCCUAAGGGAUACCUAUUUUAUCUCACACUUUCCCUAUUAAAAAGCUGCUUUCUUAGCUACUACUCCGAAUAAAAGUUUUCUGGUUUACUUAUAAAUGGAGUGUAAUGCAGUUCUCAAACCAUUAACCCAGUGUCCAAAAAUGGUACGGGAGAAACUUUAGAAAGAGGUCAUCGUGAUACGUGUGUGCUUCUCCUGUUCAGAUUCAGGCACUGCACACUAUGCAAAGUGUUAUGGCCAGUAGAAGUUGGAGACACAGUUGAAUUUAUUAUAUUUUAGUAAUUAAAUUUAUAAGAUGUUUAGUAUCUUAAACGCCAAAAUCUUAACCUAUAAAUGAUUGUAUACCAUCCUAGGAAAUGUGCUUAAUGCUAAUGGCUACUUUAUUUCCAUGAAUAAAGAUUAGUAAUAAACUUAAAAAUCAA
This is a messenger RNA of Acinonyx jubatus (cheetah), 4821 nucleotides long. RefSeq names its product cilia and flagella associated protein 97 (gene CFAP97). The transcript is spliced from 5 exons. NCBI's taxonomy places the organism in Eukaryota, Metazoa, Chordata, Mammalia, Carnivora, Felidae. The record is from RefSeq and is a predicted model, not a curated record. Bases 169 to 1740 code for a protein of 523 amino acids. Gene Ontology annotation, biological process: spermatogenesis.